Messenger RNA from Colletotrichum navitas, 1872 nucleotides. Its product is annotated as amidohydrolase. The transcript has 3 exons. Bases 1 to 1629 code for a protein of 542 amino acids. Gene Ontology annotation, molecular function: hydrolase activity, acting on carbon-nitrogen (but not peptide) bonds. NCBI's taxonomy places the organism in Eukaryota, Fungi, Ascomycota, Sordariomycetes, Glomerellales, Glomerellaceae. The record is from RefSeq and is a predicted model, not a curated record.
AUGCAGCCCUCUUUGCCAGGGUCCGAGCCUUAUCGGGCCAAGAAUACCCACUCAGGAAUGUUUGCCCCGAUCACGGAGGGCCAGCGUCUUUUCUUGACACCACGAAACUUCACCCCACCGUGUGCCAACUUCGCGGAAUCCUUGGUUGUGAAGGAUGGCAUCAUCACAUACGUCGGAGAGGCUUCCGCGGAGGAGGUGAAGGCGGCCAUCGAUGCGGGGGCUCGGGUCCGCGAUGUUGGUGGUCGCACCAUAUUACCCGGUCUUGUCGACGGACAUAUCCACCUGACCCAGCUGGGACAGACUCUGCAGAAGCUGAAACUCGACGACUGCAAGAGCCUCGCGGACAUCCGGAGGACGAUAAAGGAACACGCCGUCGCCAACCCCGAUCAGAAGCGCAUAUUCUGCAGCGGCUGGAUGCACUUCAUGACCCCCGAGGGCCCCCUGGCCUCGCUGAUUGACGACCUGGACCCGCGCCCCGUCCUGAUCACGGCGAAGGACCUGCACUCGACCCCGACCCCCCCCGGCGGCGAAAUCGUGCGCGACCCGAAGACCGGGCGCCCCUCCGGGCUGCUCUCCGAGGCGGCCAGCAUGAAGUUCGUCCCCCAGUACAUGGCGAGGUUGUCGACCCCGGAGGACCGCAUCUCGGCCAUCAAGACCGCCAUCGACGACUACAGCAGCGCGGGCUUCACGGGCCUCGUCGACAUGGCGAUGGAGGAGGACGGCUGGAGCGCGCUGCAGGAGUACAGACGGCAGGAGAAGGCGGCGGGCCGGCGGGUCCCCGUGCGCCUCGCCGCCUACUGGCUCAUCCUGCCGCGGGACGACGGCGCCGAGAACGUCAAGCAGGUCGAGCGGGCCGCCGAGCUCGCGCGGGCGUCCAGCCUCGAGACGGACCCCGACUGCCGGCUCGUCGGCGUCAAGCUCGUCUGCGACGGCAUCGUCGACGGGUGCACGGCGAUCCUGAGGGAGCCGUGCAGCCACGACGGCGACAACUGCGACCCGGCCUGGUCGCCGGAGCGGAUGGGCGCCGUGGUCGAGGCGGCGACGCGGCUCGGCCUCCAGGUCGCGCUGCACGCCAUCGACGUGCUCGAGAGGCACGUCGGGCCGGAGCGCCGCCCGCGCAUCGAGCACCUCGAGGUCACCGCGGCCGAGGACGCGCGGCGGCUCGGCCGCCUCGGCAUCACGGCGUCCGUCCAGCCCGUGCACGCCGACCCGGCCAUCCUCCGCGCGUGGCCGCGGCUCAUCGGCGAGCGCCGGUGCGGCCGCGCCUUCGCCUACAGCGAGUUCGCGGACGGCGGCGCGCCGGUGGCCAUCGGUUCCGACGCGCCGACGGCGCCGCACCACAUCGUGAGCAACCUCUACGUCGCGACUACGCGGCGGUCGGCGCGGGAGCCGGCGCUCGACGCCGUCGUUAACCCGCAGUUCGCGCUGUCGCUGUGCGACGUCCUGGCCGGCGCCACCGAGGGCGCGGCGAGGAGCUGCUUCCUGGAGGGCCGUGUGGGGUCUCUGGAGGUCGGGAAGAGGGCGGACCUGGCCGUGCUGGACAUGGAGUGGGAUCCCGAGAGAGCGCUCCAGACGAAGGUCCUGGAGACGUGGUUCGAUGGGAAACAGGUCUUCCCUUUCGGGGAGUGACUGGGCAGAGAGAACACCGAGCAUCGAGAUAAUGGCCUGUUUUGUUACUGAACGGGAAUCCUGACACAAACAAUCCACCGAUUAUGGCUAUCUAAGCGUGCUCUACAUGAGAUUGUAGCAACAAUGUGCGCUGUAGAAGCCAAACAUGCCAUCUUCGCCCGUUUAGAUCCUACGUCUUUCUGGAACACCACUACUUUGCGCCCACACCAUUCAAGCAAGCCCCAGUUGAAGGAGAACGGCGGC